GGUUUUCUCCCGACCACGGAAGUUAUGGCAGCAGUAAUGAAGAUCUGAUCAAUAUGAACAAAAAAAAGAAGAAGAAACGAAGACACAGGACGAUCUUUACAAGCUAUCAACUGGAAGAGUUGGAAAAAGCUUUCAAAGAAGCUCACUACCCAGACGUAUACGCUAGAGAAAUGUUAUCUUUGAAAACUGACCUACCAGAGGAUCGGAUACAGGUGUGGUUUCAGAAUCGUCGAGCGAAAUGGCGAAAGACGGAGAAGUGUUGGGGGAAAAGUACCAUAAUGGCCGAAUACGGACUGUACGGUGCAAUGGUUAGACACUCGCUUCCUCUUCCAGAUAGUAUUUUGAAGAACAACAAAGAAGGGGAAAUGUGUUGCGCCCCGUGGUUGUUAGUGGUCAACCAUCGUGAAGACAGGAACUUAGGCCUAACACUUACGGCUUCUGGUCAUCUAUCGCAAAUAGGCAUGCACCGGAAGUCCCAGGAAGCAGCUGAGAAGCUGAAAGACGCGGAUGGAGGGAUGGAGAAGGAUAAGGAAGAUGAGAGAAGUCUAAAAGACGAAACUGAAGCAGAAGGGACUCAACAGGUAGCAGCGACCUCUCGUGGUGACUCUUCUGCCCUAGGGAACGCGACAGUCAAGGAAAGCGCCACUUCUAACGCAGUGUCCAAUAGGGAGGAACUUAGGAGUAAUAGUAUAGCUGCACUACGGGCCAAGGCUCUAGAGUACAGGGUCAAGAUGUUUAAUGAAGGAGACUGCCAGCAGAGAGAGACUGAUCAAUCCAGAGACUCUAACCAGCCAACACGGCACGACAUGGCGUAUCAUAAACCCAAACCUGCUGUUCCGAAUACUACCUCAAAGCCAUCUCUUCAUUCAAUAACAUCUCUGUUUUAAAGAGACGAUGAUUGACUAGUAAUAUUAAGAGCUUUUGCAUAAGCCUAUGAGACAUAAGGUUAACUCCUAGUGUACAUAGUAUUUAAAACAUUAUGUAUAUUCUGAAGUAUGAAGAACAUAAUAUACUUAAUGAUUAUGUAUGACGUUGAUGAUAAACGUAUGACUCUGAUAAAAUAAAAUUACUCUAAACAUCUCGCAUGUUAAAUAAGAAAAAAAAACUCAUGUAAAUGUGGAGUUUUUUAAAGUUUUUAUCGUUAAUGUAGACAAGUACCGAUAUGUGAGCUGUAUUUGUCAUUCUUAUCUUUACUGUCAUAGCUACAACCUAUGAAGAUUUUACCAUGUGUUAUAGAAUUUAAAGUGUUUUUACUCUGGUGUGAAGUUUGAGAUAUUUCCUCUUCAGCCAUUGGUACAAAUAAAAAACCAGU
Messenger RNA from Limulus polyphemus (Atlantic horseshoe crab), 1312 nucleotides. Its product is annotated as visual system homeobox 2-like. Gene Ontology annotation, biological process: regulation of transcription by RNA polymerase II. The record is from RefSeq and is a predicted model, not a curated record. The transcript has 4 exons. Gene Ontology annotation, molecular function: DNA-binding transcription factor activity, RNA polymerase II-specific; sequence-specific double-stranded DNA binding. Gene Ontology annotation, cellular component: nucleus. Lineage: Eukaryota; Metazoa; Arthropoda; Merostomata; Xiphosura; Limulidae. The annotation marks the transcript as partial.